This is a messenger RNA of Fusarium odoratissimum NRRL 54006, 852 nucleotides long. RefSeq lists its product as uncharacterized. The transcript has 2 exons. The record is from RefSeq and is a predicted model, not a curated record. Bases 1 to 852 code for a protein of 283 amino acids. NCBI's taxonomy places the organism in Eukaryota, Fungi, Ascomycota, Sordariomycetes, Hypocreales, Nectriaceae.
AUGCGAUCCAAGGUUUUACUGUUGGCCAUUGGCCUUCUUGUUGCCGACUCUGCGCUUGCCAGUCCUUGCAAGCCCAGGUCCUCCACUUCGGAGACUGCUAUUUCAACGUCGGUCGGUUCUACGACGCAGCCCACUUCGACUGUCGAGGAAACACCUACAGUCGCAUCAUCUGAAACAUCCACCGAGACUGGUGCUAUUACCACGACCGCCCCUGAGACAACCGCAACCUCGGAAGCCGAGACAACAACUGCUGUUCAAGUUACUACUACAACGGCUGAAGCUGAGACAACAACCGCUGUGGAAUCUACCACUACGACAGCCGAGGCUGAGAGCACGACCACCACCGCCGUGGCAACCCCAACAUUCACCAUUGUUGGCGGCGGUGGCGCUAUACAAGGCGCGCCCCUCAAAGGCGUCGACCAAGAUGGUAGCGUCCUUCUAUUCAACCCUCAAACUGGAACCAGCCGUACCAGAACGAUCAUCCUCGACCCCGACACCGGCCGACUGCGGGAUAAAGAUACGGGAGUUCAGAUAUGCGCAUACUACGGCUCUGCAAACACGAUCUCUGACCCUGCCUACUUUGCAUUCUGCCAGAAUGGUAACACUGGGCCCAACAUGGCCUACGAUUACAUGACCUGCCAAAUCGUCAGCGGCAAGCUCUCUUGUACUGCGCCCCAAGCUGCGUGCCCAACAGAUGACGACGGCAUGCCCCUAGGCUGCACCACUGUGGAUGGCCAGGUGAAUAAUGAGUUUUACUACAAGACCCAGACGGGCGCUGGUACCUACUUGUUUAUAUCCAGUGGCAGCCCGAAUGGCUAUACCCCUGUCGACGUCAUUGCCCAGGAAGCAUGA